Molecule: messenger RNA, 498 nt
Organism: Trypanosoma brucei brucei TREU927
Lineage: Eukaryota; Euglenozoa; Kinetoplastea; Trypanosomatida; Trypanosomatidae
Exons: 1
Coding region: 1-498 (165 amino acids)
Source: RefSeq, a predicted model, not a curated record
AUGUGCAGUUAUCCUUACGUCUGUGAAACCGUUAUAUUACCACUACUACUCUUCUUGCUCUUGUGUUUCUUGUUUCUUUUUAAUGUUUUUUUUUCCUCUUUCACUUCACUUCACUUGCAUGGCACUGCAGCGAACAUUAGACUUUUUUUUUGUUUUCUUCCCUUGUUGGCGUUUUUGGCGUUGCUGUUUUCUUUUCUUUUUUUGAGGGGGGUGGGGGUAUUAUUAUUGUUAUUAUUAUUACUAUCAUUAUUUAUUCACUGCUAUUUGCGUUUCUCCCGGUCAGACCGAUUGAGAUGCUCAUAUAUCUUCCUUUUGAUUGUUUUCAUUUCCUUUUUGUUGAUGAUGAUGAUGAUGAUGUUUUUGAUUUGUUUUGUUUUGUUUUGUUUUGUUUUGUGCCCACCAGCACCUCACUGUCAGUUGUUCACACUUUUCCGCUACCUUUUUUUUUUUGCCGUGCAGGUCUCCAAUAAUAUAAAGAAAUAUAUACGUUUGUACUGA